Prosopis cineraria is the source of this 622-nucleotide messenger RNA. RefSeq lists its product as uncharacterized. The record is from RefSeq and is a predicted model, not a curated record. Lineage: Eukaryota; Viridiplantae; Streptophyta; Magnoliopsida; Fabales; Fabaceae. The transcript is spliced from 2 exons. Bases 60 to 557 code for a protein of 165 amino acids.
UCUAGCAUUCAUUUUAAUCCCAUUGUAUUGAGGUAGUGAUAAUCUCCAUAUGACGGUAUAUGCUUGCUAGGAAAUAUCAUGAACAAGACUGGCACCUGGAUAGCUGCCUGCAUGAUCUGGGGAAAAGAUACAAGGUCAAUGAAGGCCUUAAUUUAUGCGGAACAGCUAUUAUGAAAAUGCUUGAUACUGCGAUUAUUUCGAUGUCUUGUAAUAUAGACGCUGCAAUAUUUACAACCCAGAGGCUCUUUCCAGGGAGGGUACUGAAUUCUGAUCGCAAGCAUCUUGGGAUCUUUUCGCAAUUUGCCAAAACUAAAACUUCAACACCAAGAGAGACCGGCAAACUUGCUCAAGUGUAUCGAGGGAAACCUUCAACAAGCCUGUCCCAUGUGUUCCCGCUUGCCACUAAUAAGGGCCUUAGGAUUAAGGAGAAAAAGAAAAGGAGGCCCCUCCCCCCCCUCCCUUCGGAAUCCUCGGGUGUUAGCAUGAGGAUUGGGGGGUACCGUAGCUCUCGAUUUAAUGAGUUUAAGUUCAUUUAUUUAAUGACUUUCUUGGGUUAACCUUGAUUAGCUAAUCCAAAUAAAGCUGAAAAAAAUUUAGAGCUGAGCUUAAAAAAUAUGUAGAG